This is a messenger RNA of Loa loa (African eye worm), 723 nucleotides long. RefSeq lists its product as hypothetical. Bases 1 to 723 code for a protein of 240 amino acids. The transcript has 3 exons. NCBI's taxonomy places the organism in Eukaryota, Metazoa, Nematoda, Chromadorea, Rhabditida, Onchocercidae. Gene Ontology annotation, biological process: regulation of transcription by RNA polymerase II. Gene Ontology annotation, cellular component: nucleus. Gene Ontology annotation, molecular function: RNA polymerase II cis-regulatory region sequence-specific DNA binding; DNA-binding transcription factor activity, RNA polymerase II-specific. The record is from RefSeq and is a predicted model, not a curated record.
AUGAGUCCAUUGGUCAAUCCGUUCGUGCCCUCCAAUAUCCUCAACAUGUUUCAAGAAGAUGCGAAACAAUCCUCCGGUAAAACAUCAUCUGGCCUUGUCGUACCUGCCUUACGACCAUUUCACAUUUAUGAUCCAACUGAUCCAAUUAGCGCACUUUCUGUGCCUCCUACGACCGAUUUUAAUCAUUUAAAAAGUGACAAAACAAUCAACGAGCAAUCACCUUCUACACAGGUCACAUCAUCAACUUCUGAUGCAGAUGUAACACCUGCGCAACGCAAGGUGAUUGUCCGCAAUGAAACAGUUCGAAAAAAAAAAGAAUUGGUCAAAGAUGAAGCAUAUUGGGAGCGACGUAGGAAAAACAAUGACGCCGCUAAAAGAAGUCGAGAUUCCAGACGACAAAAGGAAGAUGAAAUGACACUUCGGGCAGCGAUGCUUGAACAAGAAAAUAUCCGUUUACGGCUGGAAGUGGAACAUUUGCGAGCAGAAGUAGAUCGACUUCGAGUGCUAGUCCUCUCUCCUACUAUUUUACCCGCUCCCCAGGCUAUAAUCUCAACUCCCGCAACUGUUUCACAUACUCCUCAACCUCGACAGCAGCAGUCGCAACAGCAACCUCUUCCACCGACAUCUUCUGUUACCUCGUUAUUACCACAACAACAGCCUCCCGCUACAGUACCCUUAUUUUCUUUGUCCUCAUCAACAUCGACAGCUGUCACUACCCAGUGA